Molecule: messenger RNA, 620 nt
Organism: Drosophila sulfurigaster albostrigata
Lineage: Eukaryota; Metazoa; Arthropoda; Insecta; Diptera; Drosophilidae
Exons: 3
Coding region: 79-342 (87 amino acids)
Source: RefSeq, a predicted model, not a curated record
UAGGAGUAAAAAUGCCAAAAACAACAAACUUAGCAACCAUUUUUGUUAUUUGUAUAUUAUAUUAAAUUUCAAUAUAAUAUGAUCAAUUUGAGUUUAAUUUUCAUACUAUUUGUGACGCUGAGCAAUGUAAUUACAACUGAAAAGUAUGAUAUAAACAAAAAUAUCUGUGCUGAUUGCGAGAGUUAUCUGUCUUUCUGUCGCAUAUCAAGUUAUGGCUUUUCGGUUCAGCUGGAUGAUGAUUCAAAUAAAAUUUCAAUAAAUACACAAAACUCCACAACUGAUGAUUCUUUGGCUGAUUGCGUACCGUCGGUGUAUCAAAUUUCUGCUUCAAAUUUCCAGUAGUUGUUGAAAUUGGAGUUGAGCAGCUUCUUGUUCCAGCGUUGUAGCCUUGUCGAAAGCGUCAAACUUAAGGAAACUGGAUGUCAAACAACAAAUUGAGAAAGAGAGAGGGAGAGAGGGAGAGAUACUUGCACUCAGAAGUGCUCCAGGCGUGAAUAAAUGAAGUUUGCAAAUUGCACCACGCCUGACCACCAUCGAAAGCCGUCCAAGUCCAAGUCCGAGUCUCUUUCGUAGCUGAGAUAUUACGAAUGCAAAACUUUGUCCUCAUUACUCAAAGACUG